GACGUCAGCUUUCAGUCUCACAAGGAAACGGCACACUUGGCAGCAAAACAAAGGGGGGGGGGACACAAACUGAGUAUUUAUAUGUACUGGACUUUCCCCACCUGUGUACCUGUAACCUGUAAUAUCACUAUAGACCUGCAAGACGACACACGUGGCCGUACAGGCAGCGGCCUCGGGUGAGCAGGGCCACGCAGCCUGUUGUCGGGAGCGAGCCUGCAGGAGUCGACGGGAGAAUGGCCUGCACUCUAGAGAAAGUUCUCGGGGACGCGCGGACCCUUCUGGAGAGGCUGAAAGAGCACGACACGGCCGCCGAGGGCCUGAUAGAGCAGUCCGGGGCCCUCAACCACAGAGUGCAGAGCAUGAAGGAGGUGGGGAAUGCCCUUCCUGACAAGCACACAGAAGACACCUCAGAGAUUCAGGAGCUGACAAAAUACAAGCCCCAUGUCCUUCUGACACAGGAAAACACUCAAAUCAAGGAACUACAGCAGGAAAACAAGGAACUAUGGUUAUCUCUUGAAGAACACCAGUACGCGCUAGAGUUGAUCAUGGGACGAUACCGCAAGCAGAUGCUCAACCUGAUGAUGGCGAAGAAGGAGCUGGACACCAAACCCGUGCUCAGCCUUCACGAGAACCACGCCAAAGAGGUGCAGAGCCAGGUGGAGCGGAUAUGUGAGAUGGGCCAGGUGAUGAGAAGAGCAGUGCAGGUUGACGACCAGCACUACUGCUCUGUUCGAGAGAGGCUCGCCCAACUGGAGAUUGAGAACAAGGAGCUGCGAGACCUCCUGUCCAUCAGCAAGAGCUCUGUUAAGACAGCGAGAGAAGAAACCAACCAGCAGGCAGCAGCACAAGAACAGUCCCCUCAGCCGGGACCCUACGAGUGAUGCCAACAGCUUCAGUGUGAACUGUGGUUGGGGCAUCCAGAAGACAGGAUUUGAUCAUUUCUCGAUGAACUACAGCAUUCACAACAUUAUUAUUAUUGUUAUAUAUUUUUUUACAUAACAUAAAAUACAGUCAACUCACAGCAUUUUUUUUUUUUUUGUAGCAAAGGCCACUUAAAACACAUCAUUCGGGCUAUCGGAUGCGUUUACCUGCAGUAUAUCUAGAUGAUAGCUAUUGUUUUCAUAUGUACAGUAUGUGUAUUAUCACAUAAACCGUGAUUCUUUUUUUUUUAAGGAGGUGAGGUGUCUUGGUUAUCACUGACAAGAAUUAAGUGGUAGACACACAUGUACUGGAGUAAACAAAGUAAAAGCAAAAGACACAAUUACUCUUCAAGGACACAUUUUCUACCUCUUUGGUGCCCCUUUACUGUUAACAACACACUCACAACAUGUAAAAUACUCAUAACCAGCCCUACUAUGAGUUCACUUGAAGUCCAUGGAGAAGCCAACUUGUAGUCUGCACCAUUUGAGGAUGCUGUGCACGAUAAUCACUCUGCCAACAAGAUGACUUUUGGCUGUUUCACACAGUUUGCCUGCUGAGGAGUGACAGUGGAUCAUUUCUAUGUGAUUGUCUAUCAUUUAAUGAAUUUGAUACGUUUGUCAGUCUGUUUGUAGAAUUCAUAUACAAGGUGUCCCAGCUGAUGGCACAUCGUUAUUUAUGGUAACACUUUCAAAACAUGCCAAGUUUUUGUGUAACGGAUAUCAAAUGUUUGCGCACUGUAUGUGUCAGAAAUUGUAUAUUGUCAUCUCAGGAAAUUGGUGUUAAUAAGGUGAACAUGCUGUAAUGACUUCGUGACUAUGUACUGAUUUGUGUCAAACUAAAUUUCAUUCAGAAACUUUAAAAUACAU
Molecule: messenger RNA, 1787 nt
Organism: Anoplopoma fimbria (sablefish)
Lineage: Eukaryota; Metazoa; Chordata; Actinopteri; Perciformes; Anoplopomatidae
Gene: sike1
Product: suppressor of IKBKE 1
Exons: 5
Coding region: 234-881 (215 amino acids)
Source: RefSeq, a predicted model, not a curated record